This is a messenger RNA of Salvelinus sp. IW2-2015, 3208 nucleotides long. The record is from RefSeq and is a predicted model, not a curated record. NCBI's taxonomy places the organism in Eukaryota, Metazoa, Chordata, Actinopteri, Salmoniformes, Salmonidae.
UAUGUCCAGCUACCACCUGUGUACUCGACAUGAGAGCACAGUGGUGAGUAAAGUGUUGUCCUAUAAGAUCUCUUAUACGGUCAGGAGGUCAUGUUGCGGCUGGCUACCCUGGAAGAUGUGUGAGGUCACUGUUUACAAAAAGGCCUAUCGGACUGAGUACAUGAAUGUCACCAAAGACGUUUUGAGGUGUUGUGAUGGCUAUGAACAAGUGGGCAGCUACUGUGCUUUAUGCGGUAGAGGCUGGUGCUUUCACGUCACUGUGACAGUGAAGACAGAUUACCAGCKGCUGAUAUCCAUGGACGGGGGAAUCCUGAACCACACAAGGCUGCUGCACUCUGUGGUGACUGGAGCGCUGGACUCUUAUGACGUCUCUGUAUACUAUAUCAGCUCCUGGCCUAUAUGGCCAUUUAGAACCUCCUCCUCUCUGCUGAUUAGUUCCCCUGAAAUGCUGUCCCUGUCCAACACGACCACAAAGCUGCACCUUCUUCUCAUACACAUUGAAGAAGUCACCUCGGUGUCAGUUGAAGACAUGAAUGAGUGUAGCCAUGCCGCUCUCAGCAGCUGCUCACGUCAGGCAGACUGUACCAACACAGAGGGCUCCUACAGCUGCACCUGCCAUCCAGGAUUAAUUGAUCUCAACCCCAACAACAAAGGGGUACACUGCCAAGCUGCUGACCCUGUGACCUCACCCAUGCCCAGUAAUGCCACUCAUAUGUUCUGGUGGGCCAAUGCUACAGAGUUGCCACCCAACAGCACCAGCUAUCAGUCCCAGGUCUCCAGCUUCACUGAUACCCCAACAGCUAUAGCUACAACCACAGACAGGAGCAUGAUGCUGAGCUCGACCCAUAUACAUGCUACCACACAUAACCCAGUUAAAGCCAGCUCCAACAGGUCUGAGACCAGUACCGCAGUGAUACCCUCGAGUACUGUAUUGACCUCCAGCAGGCCUGAAAUCAGUACAGCUCUCACAUCCUGGAGUAGUUCCACCUCACUCCAGCAUACCACUAACCCCAACUCUCCAACCCCAACCCUCUCCACCUCGGCCCCCUCUGUACCGGCAUGGCAGACACAUCACCAGCAGACCAGCACUAUGCCACAAACCAGCCUUGAGCCCACUCUGGUGGUGUCCCUGAGUGUAUCACCACCAUCUCCAUCAACAUGCAACCCCGCCCCCAUCACCAACCUGCAGGCUUCCAACGUCACUGGCUCCUCCUUCUGCGUGUCCUGGAUGACUGGCCAAUCCCAGAGCGGGUUUAGCUUUCUGGUGGUGCUGAUGGAGGGGUCAAAGGUCAGGGGACGCUGGGAGACGGGGCUGUCAGUCUGGGAGGUGACAUUGUUGAAGCCUGGGGUUCUCUACAACGUUACUGUCAUUUCCUGUCCCCAUGGGAGCCAGGGGGCCAGCCUGCUGCUGCUGGUUAAGACUGCUGCACAGACACUUGGAGCAACAGCUCACCUGACCAAUGUGCAGUUCACUGAUGCCCUGCUGGACCCUACUAGCCAGGCGUAUCAGAAUCUUAGUCGUAGUAUUAUGGAAGAGAUCCUCCAGUCUCUCCCUCCUGAUAUUCUGGCCCUGGUAAACUCAGGAGAUGUGAGGGUUCAGAUCACAGGCCUGGCCCCUGGCAGUGUAGUAGUGAACUUCACCAUCAUCUUCACACCCAGUCAGUCCCAGGACAUCCUGAAAGUGUCCUCUGCUCUGAUGCAGGCCCUACAGAACAGCUCCAGAUACACAGUUGACAGCAACAACACCAGCAUAAAUGAUGUUGAUGAGUGCAGUACAGGGGACAUGGACUGCUCCCCAUGGGCCCARUGCACUAACACCUGGGGCUCCUACAGCUGUCUCUGUCUGGAUGGAUUCACGGACUCUAACCCCUCUAGGCCGGGACGGGUCUGUUCAGCUCCUUUGACCACAACCACACCUAUGUCCACAACCACACCUAUGUCCACAACCACACCUAUAUCCGCAACCACACCUAUGUCCACAACCACACCUAUAUCCGCAACCACACCUAUGUCCGCAACCACAACAAACACUCCCGUUACAACCAGCAAUACAGUGUCAACCACUACCACCUACAAUACAACCUCAAUUACAUCCAACAAUACAGAUGCAGCUGCAAUGAACGCAACAGUUACAACCACUGUCAACAAUACAGUUAGAAUCAACAACACAGUUUCAACCAAAACUCCAGUCACAAUCACAACCAUGGCGCCAGUUACAACCUCAACCAUCACUGAAGUUCCUACAAAAAUGACCAGCGGUCUCAUCAAAACCAGUCUGCAGCCUGAGACUCCUACAUCUCUGGCUCCUCUGGUCUCUUAUACGGAAGCCAUCUCAGUGGAGUGCAGGGCCAGUGCCAUCACGGUGACAGUGGCCAGGGACUUCCUGUGGUCGGGGCACAUUGGGGACUCUUCCCUGUUCCUAGGGAGACAGGAGUGUGGCGUGAACGGAGGGAACAGUAGCCACGUCCAGCUGACGGUGGCUUGGGACGAGUGUAACACACAGCUCUUAUAUAACAGCACUCACUACACUGCUCAGGUGAAUCUGUACAACUCUAUGAGCUCUCAGCUCUUGCCUGACGACACUACAAGGGUUCCCACAGUACGGCUGAAGGUCCCCAUCAUGUGUACCUUCAGGAGGAGCAUCAUCAUCUCCUCUGGUUACAGCACCACAGGGUAUGAUAUGAUCAAUGAUGCUGUCAUGGGCUCAGGGACGUUCUACGUGACAUUUCAGCUCCUGAAUGGAAUGUCACCCCUCCCCCAGAACUACAGCCUGUCUCCUGAGGAGGAUGUUGUGGUCGAGGUCAGCGUUGACUCCACGGUUGCCCAGAUCAAAGUGGUCAUCAACAAGUGCUGGGCCACCCAGAGCAGCAACCCCUUAGAACCAACAACCUAUGUUUUUCUGGAAAACAGCUGUCCCCUCCCAAACACAUACACCACAGUCGUGGAGAACGGCAACUCCAGCAAGUCUCGCCUGUCUCUUCGCAUCUUCUCCUACAUUAACCUGAAUGUCAUCUACCUGCACUGCCAGAUUCAGAUCUGUAUCGAGACUGGCUCGGCCACCUGCCAGCCUGAUUGCUUUGGGCGGAGAGAAAGAUUCUCCAAUCUAAUUGGAACAGCAAAAUCAUCCUGUGGACCAUUGCUUCGAUCACACAAAGGUAAAGUAAAUKCUCUUCAAAGUGUGACUGCAUCAAAAAAAGCUAUACUGUGA